AUGUCUUCCGGAACUCCUUCUACGGAACCGGAAAGUAGCGGCAGGUCUGCAGGCAUGAGCACGAGCCCUACAUCAAUACCGGCGGGCAAAGGCACAACAACACCUCCGAAAGUCACUCAACAAGAUGUCAGUGUUGAACUGAAGAAUAUGCGGCCUGAUCGUAGCCCUCCCAAGGGCUCAAUACCACUGGGAGAAGACAUCAUGCAGAUCGCUCGUAUCGGAGAAAUCGGGCCCAUGCAGAGGUUGUUUGAUGAGAAGAAGUUUACUGCCAACUACCAAGAUGAGGAAGGGAUUACUCCGCUUCAUUGGGCUGCGAUCAAUAAUCAAUACGCCAUGUGCAAGUUCUUGCUGGACAAUGGUGCGGACGUUAACGCCAAAGGUGGUGAUUCUGUAGCAACACCAGCCAUGUGGGCCGCUCAACGCUGUCACUAUUAUAUAGUUCACCUCCUCCUCCAGCACGGCGCCGAUCCACUUUUGACCGACGUUCAAGGUUACAACAUUUUACAUUUGGCCACCAUUGAUGGGAAUGCGUUUCUGCUGGUGCUCCUCUUACACCAAGAGAUACCAGUGGAUGUCAUAGAUCAGCAGGGUCAUACGGGAUUGAUGUGGGCGGCGUAUAAGGGAUAUCCCGCCUGCGUGGAUUUGUUCCUGCGCUGGGGCGCCAAUGUGAAUGCUGUCGAUGACGGCGGGCUGACACCCUUACAUUGGGCAUUGGUCAAAGGGUCAUUGCCAUGUGUGCAGAAGCUCAUCGAGUACGGUGCGGAUAGGUUUGCAAAAACCAGAGAUGGCAAGUCACCGGCCACGGUGGCCGGUGAGAUGAACACGACGCGGGUCUGGUACCGUGCUCUUGACGAGUGCGGUUACGACGUUGAUGGAAACACCAAGGUUCUGCCAAUGGGGCUCACGUCUUGGUUACGGAAUAAGAGCGUGAUGUCAAAGUUCUUCUUUUUGUGGCCAUUUUUGAUGGUGUAUGCGGCUGUCUAUAUUCUCAGCCACAUGGUCAUCUACGCUGCUAUACCGAUAAUGCUUGUAGCGACAUUUGGGCUACAGUGGGUAGCACAAAAGGCGGCCAGUCAAGCCCCUUCGGAAUACAGGGUACUCCAGAAAACGCCAUAUCUGUCAGGUGUCUUUGCGGGAUCCUUGUUUUGGGUUGGUGUCACAUAUAUCUUCAGCGUGUUGCCAGCAACCUAUUCCACGUCGCCAAUUUUGAAUAUAUUGUUCGCGGUGUUCUAUUGCCUCACAACAUAUUUCUACAUCUACUCGAUGACAGAAGACCCCGGCUUUGUUCCGAAGACAGGUAGUCGAAACCAGCAAAAAGUCGUGAUAAACGAGUUGUUUGAGCAGUGGAAGUUUGACGAGGAGAACUUUUGUGUAUUUUGCAUGGUUCGCAAGCCGCUGAGAAGCAAGCACUGCAAACGCUCCAUUGUCCCUGGAUUGACAACUGUGUGGGAGCAAAUAAUCUGCGCCAUUUUGUUUUACAUCAACAUUCUGCCUGCACCCGUGGAGCAUGCAUGCAACAUUAUCAAUGAAGAACUUUGUGGGUUUGUGCUACGGGAUCCGUUCACUCUUGUCCUGGACUUGUGGAUCGCCAUCCAGCUGGUCUGGGUUACUAUGCUCUGUGCUGUUCAACUCGUCCAAAUAUCUCGGAAUCAGACGACAUACGAGAACAUGAGGGGCCAUUCGAUAGAUCGAAGCUACCCAAGCUCUCGUGCCUUUGCCUCGGCCAUCACUGCGGGGACGACAUCGCUCGAGGCCGCUGGCCUGUCAGCAACGGGGCAAGGUCCGAACCCCGCGCUCGCAAGGGGCCAUUCGCACCGGGGACGGAGACAUGGGUGCUUACAGCAGUGGUCAUCUCUUCUCGGCAUCGACACAUUUUUCGCCACUGCCCGUGACGGGCUAAGGGAUGGGCCCCGCGCUGAUCGGCCUAAGAACCCGUUUUCCCGCGGUAUCAUCACCAACUGCCGCGACUUCUGGUGCGAUCCUGCUCCGUACUUUGGGAAGCGGGAGCCAGGCACUGCGAUGCUCGGCGGGGAAAUCGUCAACUAUAACCAAAUGUACGAGGUUCCGAUGCGCAUGUACAGUGAUGGCAGGUACCAAAGCGUCGCACAUGACGAUCCGGAGCAGCACGUCUGA
This is a messenger RNA of Aspergillus fumigatus Af293, 2133 nucleotides long. RefSeq names its product palmitoyltransferase SidR. Gene Ontology annotation, molecular function: protein binding; palmitoyltransferase activity. Lineage: Eukaryota; Fungi; Ascomycota; Eurotiomycetes; Eurotiales; Aspergillaceae. The coding region runs from base 1 to 2133 and encodes 710 amino acids. The transcript has 6 exons. Gene Ontology annotation, biological process: protein palmitoylation. The record is from RefSeq and is a predicted model, not a curated record. Gene Ontology annotation, cellular component: Golgi membrane.